Messenger RNA from Amphimedon queenslandica, 2141 nucleotides. RefSeq names its product ATP-binding cassette sub-family B member 7, mitochondrial. Gene Ontology annotation, biological process: transmembrane transport; intracellular iron ion homeostasis. Lineage: Eukaryota; Metazoa; Porifera; Demospongiae; Haplosclerida; Niphatidae. The record is from RefSeq and is a predicted model, not a curated record. The transcript is spliced from 14 exons. Bases 40 to 2034 code for a protein of 664 amino acids. Gene Ontology annotation, cellular component: mitochondrial inner membrane. Gene Ontology annotation, molecular function: ABC-type transporter activity; ATP binding; ATP hydrolysis activity.
UUAAAAAUUUGGAUUCAGCCUCAGGUCCAGUCCCCCAUAAUGCAGGGAAGGGUUGUUGUAACCAUCUUUUAUUAUAGGACAUCAGUUUUACUUUGUAAAAGAAACCUUCAGGUUUUGAGAAGAGGACAUCACUGGGCUAGUGGUCGCAUUGCUAAUAGAAAACAGAAAAUAAUUCAUUCAUGCCAUUAUAUCCCUAGCAGGAUACAGCACAGUGCUAGCUAUGUAACUGAUGAUGAGGUCCAGCUGUCAGGUUGGAGGAUACUCAGAUCAAUGUGGAGUCACAUAUGGCCGAGAGAUAAGCCGGCUCUUAAAGUCCGUGUGGUGACUGCUGUUGGACUAUUGUUUGGAGCUAAGUUGUUGAAUGUGCAAGUUCCUUUUUUCUUCAAAUAUGCUGUGGAUAGUUAUAGCAAAUUGCCUGAUCUUGCUACAACAGAAGGAGCUUUAAUCACAGGAGCAACAGCUUUAUUGUUAGGAUAUGGAGCUGCCAGGAUUGGUGCUUCAUUAUUCAAUGAGCUACGGAAUGCUGUAUUUGCAAAGGUAGCUCAGUCAUCAAUACGUCGUGUUGCAAGGAGGACAUUCUUGCAUCUUCAUUCGCUUGAUCUCAGCUAUCAUGUAUCAAGACACACAGGAGCAAUGUCUAGAGCUGUUGAUAGAGGAACUAGAGGUAUCAAUUUUAUACUCUCUGCUCUUGUCUUCAAUGUAUUUCCUACUUUCUUUGAAGUUGGACUUGUUGCAGGAAUACUGACAUAUCGGUGUGGGCUCUCAUAUGGACUGUUAACAGUAGGGACUAUUGGAGUAUACACACUCUACACGUUAGCCAUGACACAAUGGAGGACAAAGUUUCGUGUUCGAAUGAACAAUGCUGACAAUGAAUCUGGAUCAAAAGCAAUCGAUUCUCUGAUUAACUAUGAAACUGUUAAGUUGUUUAACAAUGAAGCUUAUGAAGCAGAUGAAUAUGAUAAAGUCCUUGCCAGAUAUGAGGAUGCUUCAUUAAAGACGGUUACAUCGUUGUCUGCAUUGAAUUUUGGGCAGAAUGCUGUCUUUGGCGUGUCACUGACUGCUGUAAUGCUAAUGGCCAGUCAUGGAAUAACAUCAGGUACUCUCACUGUUGGUGACCUAGUAAUGGUCAAUGGGCUUCUAUUUCAGCUCUCUUUGCCUCUGAAUUUUUUGGGAUCAGUUUAUAGAGAUGUGAGACAGUCACUGAUUGAUAUGCAAACAAUGUUUAACUUACUAAAUAUUCACUCACAAAUAAAAGAAAAACCUAAUGCACCAAAUCUUCUACUGUCUCCAGAAUCAAACACUAUUACAUUUGACAAUGUCUCAUUUGGUUAUGUUGGAGAUAAGAAUAUACUCAACGGUCUCUCAUUUACUGUACCAGCUGGAAAGAAGGUUGCAAUAGUUGGCGGAAGUGGAUCUGGGAAGUCCACGAUAGUGCGAUUGCUGUAUCGUUUUUAUGAUCCUCCUCAAGGAAGGAUACUGAUAGGAGAUCAAGACAUAAGUGAUGUAUCAAUUGAUAGUCUUAGGAGAGCUAUUGGUGUUGUCCCUCAGGACUGUGUCCUCUUUCACAACACAAUCCUUCACAAUAUACAAUAUGGGAGACUAAGUGCAAGCAAGGAUGAAGUACUGGAGGCUAUAGACACAGCUGGUCUGAAGGAGACUAUUAGUUCAAUGCCACUCCAAUAUGAGACACAGGUUGGAGAAAGAGGACUGAAACUGUCAGGAGGAGAGAAGCAACGUGUUGCAAUAGCAAGAGCAAUAUUGAAGGAUGCUCCUAUACUGGUCUAUGAUGAAGCAACAUCUUCCCUAGACUCUAUAACUGAACAGAAUAUAUUGAAAGCUGUGAGAAAAAUAACAGAGGGAAGGACAUCAAUAUUCAUAGCACAUCGACUCUCAACAAUCAUUGAUGCUGAUAUAAUCUAUGUUCUAAUGAAUGGGAAGAUCAUUGAAAGUGGAAACCAUUAUGACCUCAUUAGCAAUCCAAACUCGUACUACACUGAACUGUGGAUCAAUCAAAAUAAAUCAGCCUUUAAAUAAAAAUUAUUUUUACACAUAACAAUAGUACACAGUCAUAUUAUAUAAUUAUAAUUUAGUUAUCAUAAUAUUGCUAGUAAAGUUAGCUUUUUAAUAAGUUAUUAAUUGAG